Messenger RNA from Oncorhynchus gorbuscha (pink salmon), 3015 nucleotides. RefSeq names its product TOX high mobility group box family member 4-A-like. Bases 64 to 2052 code for a protein of 662 amino acids. Lineage: Eukaryota; Metazoa; Chordata; Actinopteri; Salmoniformes; Salmonidae. Gene Ontology annotation, molecular function: chromatin DNA binding. The transcript is spliced from 10 exons. Gene Ontology annotation, cellular component: nucleus. Gene Ontology annotation, biological process: regulation of transcription by RNA polymerase II. The record is from RefSeq and is a predicted model, not a curated record.
GGCGAAGUUCAGAAAAGUGGGACAGAGCACAUUUCGGGGUGAGAAUGGAGGCGCCCUUAGAAAAUGGACCUGAAUUUUUACUCUGAUCUAAUGGAUGGGACUGGGCAACACGGAGAUCCAGAAUUCCUGGACCCGGGGUCUUUCAAUGGAUUUGACAAUAAGUUCCCUGGAGGCAGUGACAACUUCCUGACCAUCAGCGGGGCAAGCCAUCCGUUCCUCGCCUCCUCUGAGACAUUCCACACCCCCAGCCUGGGCGAUGAGGAGUUUGAGAUCCCCCCCAUCUCCCUGGAUCCGGACCAGGCCCUCACUGUGUCUGAUGUAGUGGCCCACUUCGGAGAGCUCUCGGACGGGGAGCGCGGUGGCCUGUCCACCCCCGGGAAUGCGGUGGUGGGGGGAGACGACCCGUCCUUCGCCAUGACCUUUGUCAACCCACAUUCGGGGUCACAGGGGCUAGAACACCAUCUUAGUCUGGGGGUCAUCAGUCAACCUGGUGGAGGAGGGGCCAUGCUGGGGUCUGCUCUGGGGAUGGAUCUGGGACACCCCAUUGGUUCCCAGUUCAGCAGCUCCUCCCCAAUGACCAUAGACGUCCCGCUGAAUGACAUGGGACACGGCCUGUUGGGACACAAUCAGCUGACCACCAUGGACCAAUCAGAGUUCAGCUCACAGCUGGGGCUCAGCCUGGGGGGCGGGGCCAUCCUGGCGUGCUCGCAGUCGCCUGACCAACCACUAUCGGCCGCUGCUUCACCCGUUGGUUCACUACAGGAUGACGACAUGGACGACUUCAGACGGCAGAGUGUGUUGGUGGAGUCCCCUGUCUCUCUCGGCGUCAUCUCCCUCGAUCCCUCUCUCUCCGAUUCCCCCAUACCUUCCUCCGCUCCGUCUUUCAGCACCCCUCCUACCCUCGUCCGGAGAGGGGGAGCGGUCGGAGGAGGGAAGAAAGGGAAGAGGAGGAAAGACCCCAACGAGCCCCAGAAGCCAGUAUCGGCCUACGCUCUAUUCUUCAGAGACACACAGGCAGCCAUUAAGGGACAGAACCCUAACGCCACCUUCGGAGAGGUGUCCAAGAUAGUGGCCUCCAUGUGGGAAAGUUUGGGGGACGAGCAGAAACAGGUCUACAAGAGGAAGACUGAGGCAGCUAAGACAGGGGAUCUCAAGGCUUUGGCAGCCUACAGAGAUAAUCAACUUCCUGAGCCAACCAUAGAGCUUCUGGACACUGCUCUGUCACCUCCCUCUCCUCCUUCCCCCGCCCUUCUCCCCAUCCCCGUCGCCCACCAUCCCCGCUCCACUCGUUCCUCCACCCCCCACCUGGCCCCCGAGGAGAACACCAUUACCAACAUCUGCACCUCCAACAUCAUCCUAACAGGUGGAGAUCUCCCUCAAGUCACCACCCGUUCCCGUACAGGGGCGCACAAACCGCCCGCCCCGGCCCCCAGCCCCCCCACCGUCACCAAAAUCAUCAUCAAGCAACAGAAGUCUCCCUCAGGGGUGACUGUGGUGUCCAGUAGUGCGGUAUUGUCGUCCCGUCAACCACCGCCACUCCAACAGAUGCAGAACACCCCUCCUCCCCCCCGUCUCCAGCAGAUGGUACAUGCCCAGGCCCCUCCGCCACUGCAGGCCAAACCAAGAGGCGUGGGUGCCGGUGGUGCCACAGCACCACCCCCCCUGCAGAUCAAGAUGGUCCAUCCCUCAGAUUUGGACUCUCCAAUUAUCGUGACUGCUGCAGGGGGUUUAGCUGCGGCGGGUGGGUUCAAUCCGAACUCGGGGAAGGUGGUACAGUCCUCUGCCAUAGUAAUGGCCUGUUCAACGGAGGCUGAGGACGGGGCUGAAGGAGAGGAAGGGAUGCAGGUAGAGUUGAAUGUGUCUUCAGGGCCAGUUGUGAUCCAGGCCUCCAGCCCUAACCUGUGUGUCAGAGCAGGCUGUACCAACCCAGCUGUCGAGAACAAGGACUGGGACAGGGAGUACUGCAGCAACGAGUGUGUGGCCACACACUGCAGGGAUGUCUUCAUGGCCUGGUGUGCGAUCCGAGGGCAGAAGUCCACCUCCGUCACGUAAGGAAUGGACAGAAGACAGGAGUGAGAGAAGAUUAUCAUGAUAUAGACAUGAUAUAGACAUGAUAGAGGGAGGACUAGGAAGGAGAGAAGAGGAGUGUGGACUGAACAAUGGACAUGGUGGAGGAAGGAGAGAAAGGAGAAUAGAUUUGGCUUUUAUUCACAGCAGACUUUGUCCUCUUAAGCAGAAUCAAGUGGAAGACCAAUACUCCUGUGAUGUUAAAUUAUGAAGUUUAAAUAAUGAGAGUAUUUUAUAUGAAAUGUUUUUAAUCAUUUUAAGAUGUUGGUGAAAAGUAAUAUAACGCUGCAGGGUACUAAUUGGGAUGUCUUGCAUUUCAUAGCUUGGAUGUUAAGAGUUGGAUAAAGGGUAAGAUCAGGAGUUUAUUUUUCCUGAUCACGUGACACAAGGAAAAACUUAGCCACGAUGACCAUAUUCUUCUUGGCUAGAUCACGUGAUCAGGAGAAACUCCUGUCCUUAUCCAUCAGCCAAUGAGAAGGCAUGUUUAUUUCAUGUGUGCGUCCUCUCGUCCGACUUCUGUUGAAACGGAGAUCACGGUAUCAAUGUUGUCCAUGUUAUCAAUGUUGCCUGCAACUUCAAAUCAGUCUCACCCUCAGCCCUAGUGGGAAAUUCCCUUCAGUCUAAUCGUUUAGACCGUUGGUUUCCCAAGCAGACCUGGUUUCAGAUCCCACCCUGACAUACAAACCUCUGGGCUGCGUUCAGGAGUGUGAAGAAUUCUGAACGUUGCUGAUAGACAGGCCAUGUAUAGAAUUGACAUGCUUCUCUGUCAUGUUCUAGAGAAAGGAAUCAUGUCUGUUUACAUGUUGUAUUUCUAUCAGAACGGUUGUUCCACACUGAACAUGAUUGCCAUUGAAUGGGAAGGUUUCACGUAUGCAUAUUACGAACAUUCAGGAUUACAGUUUUUUUUUUAAACCAUCAUGUUGGUGAAAUAAAAUUGUAGGAAAAAUA